AUAAGGUCGGCCGCUGAUAACUUCGAACCGCUGGACACGUGGCACUCUCUUAACGGUGAUUCGCCCUUGCGGGACCCAAUCGUGAUUAGCAAGACAGGGACGACCGUACUUAUCUCUGUGACCUCUGGCGCUAUAUAACAGCCGCAUCAUCCACCAACUUGAAAAAAGAAAGAAAAAGAAUAGUCCGAGUUUCAGCGCUUUCUCUCUCUCUCUCUCUGUCUCUCUCUCUCUCUCUCUCUCUCUCUCUCUCUCUCUCUCUCUCUCUCUCCCUCUCGCUCAAGAAAUUGUCGCCGGAAAUGGGUGUGCCGGAAUCUGACCCACUUUCCCAGCUCUCUUUGCCGCCGGGAUUUCGGUUUUAUCCGACGGACGAGGAGCUUCUCGUUCAGUACUUAUGCCGAAAAGUCGCCGGACACCAUUUCUCUCUGCAAAUUAUUGCGGAAAUUGAUUUAUACAAAUAUGACCCGUGGCUUUUACCCAGUAAAGCAAUAUUUGGAGAGAAGGAAUGGUACUUUUUCAGUCCCAGGGAUAGGAAAUAUCCAAAUGGGUCUCGCCCAAACAGAGUUGCGGGGUCGGGUUAUUGGAAGGCCACCGGAACCGAUAAGCUUAUAACCACAGAGGGGCGAAAAGUUGGAAUCAAGAAAGCUCUGGUUUUUUAUGUGGGAAAAGCGCCUAAAGGGACCAAGACGAACUGGAUUAUGCACGAAUAUCGCCUCAUAGAACCUUCAAGGAAGAACGGAAGCUCCAAGUUGGAUGAAUGGGUUUUGUGCCGUAUAUACAAGAAAAACUCCAGCGCUCAAAAGAUGUCUAUGUCGAGUGUUUCGAGCAAAGAGCACAGCCACGGGUCGUCGUCAUCCUCGUCGUCGCACCUCGACGACAUGCUCGAUUCGCUGCCGGAGAUCGACCACCGGUCAUUUGCUCUGCCCAGAAUGAGCUCUCUCAAAUCGUCACAUCAGGACGAGAAGAUGAACUUUCAGAAUUUGACCUCUGGGAAUUUCGACUGGGCGAGUCUAGCCGCCAUGACAUCGUUUACGGAACUCGUUCCGACGGCUCAAACUCAGAUCCAAAGCCAGGCCCAACCCCAGGGAAUCGCCCCAGCUCAGGGGAUGGCGAACAAUGACGUGUACAUCCAAUCGGCGCCACAAGUCCACGGCCACGUGGAGGAGGAGGUACAGAGCGGGCUCAGGGCUCAGCGGGUGGAGAACCCGGUGUUCUUUCAGCAGAACUUGAACCCGGCCUUCACUCAGGCCUUUCCCAGUUCAGACGACCCGUUCGGGUUUAGGUACUCGGGGCAGCCUGGCGGGUUCGGGUUCCGGCAGUAGAAAGAACAGCCCGGGGCCGUACGGGUGGCAAUUGCUGUAAAUACGUGGAAUUCUUUGGGCGGUUUUGGCUGGGUCGGCGGGUCAAAAAAGAGAAGUUGGAAUCUGUAUGGGCGGCUUGAACUUGGGAGUUCCAGGAAAAAGGAAAAAUUCAAUUCCCUGUUUUGUUCUUGCAGAAGUAGGAGCACACAUUCAAUGUGCGCAGAACAAAUUUUACGUUGUACAAUUUUUACAAUUUAAAGAAAGCAUGCGUGGGUGGAAUUCUCAGAACCCUGACCUUUCCAAAUUCAUUAGCAUAUGCCGAUUUUAUGUAAAUGAGGUGUCUUGAGUUUUUUAAUAAAGAUAAAUUGAAUACCUUUUAGGGUAA
Malania oleifera is the source of this 1683-nucleotide messenger RNA. RefSeq names its product NAC domain-containing protein JA2L-like. The transcript is spliced from 3 exons. The record is from RefSeq and is a predicted model, not a curated record. NCBI's taxonomy places the organism in Eukaryota, Viridiplantae, Streptophyta, Magnoliopsida, Santalales, Ximeniaceae. The coding region runs from base 297 to 1319 and encodes 340 amino acids. Gene Ontology annotation, biological process: regulation of DNA-templated transcription. Gene Ontology annotation, molecular function: DNA binding.